This is a messenger RNA of Colossoma macropomum (tambaqui), 6754 nucleotides long. RefSeq names its product collagen, type XXII, alpha 1 (gene col22a1). The transcript is spliced from 64 exons. The record is from RefSeq and is a predicted model, not a curated record. Bases 469 to 5307 code for a protein of 1612 amino acids. NCBI's taxonomy places the organism in Eukaryota, Metazoa, Chordata, Actinopteri, Characiformes, Serrasalmidae.
AUGAGAGCGAGGGAUGAGGAGGAAAAGAGCGACAGAAAUAUCCGAGAAGGGUCGGUCUAUAAUUGGCGAGGUCCGUCAGUCCCCUUUUUUGAUGUCUGUUGGGCAGGGAAGGGCAGGGCAGGGUUGCACACCCAACCACCUCGUCCCCACUGAAACCCAACACUCUAAACAGCAGUUCCACCCCCUCCCACCUUCCAGCAGAGUGAAGCUCACUCCCUCAAAGACCAACUCCACCACUGUUCCUACUCCACUCUGCCUCCCAGCUCUCCGGAUUACUGCACGGGUCAGAGUGGGGGUGUUUUUACACCUGCAGCGGUUCUUCAUCCCAAGAUGCUGUGUUGAUGUUGACAGGAGAGAGAAUCUGUGUUUAUGAGGGCUGCAGAGUCUCCACUGAGGACUGACAGGUUUGGAGAUUUGAUGACCAUCACAGCCUAACGUGCACAGAAGAGGAUCAGAGCAGAAGGCGAGAUGCCGAGAUUUGGGUUCAGGAUCGCUCUGGUCCUGACCAUUAUAGCCCUGACAUUGUACAGUGAUGGGGUUGAGGGACAGAGGGCAGGUUGUAAGAACGUCCACUAUGACCUGGUGUUCAUUCUGGACACAUCUUCCAGCGUGGGCAAGGAGAACUUUGAGAAGAUCCGUCAGUGGGUGUCCAAUCUGGUGGAGUCGUUUGACGUCGGAGACGACAAGACACGGGUGGCUGUAGUGCGCUACAGUGACCGUCCCACCACUGAGUUCAACCUGGCCAGGUACAAAAGCCUGGAGGAGGUCAAGAGGGCUGCCAGGAACAUCCGCUACCUGGGCGGAAACACCAAAACAGGAGACGCCAUCAGCUACACCACCACCAACAUCUUCACCGUCCAGGCAGGGGCACGGCCCCCCGCCAGGGGCAUCCAGAAGGUGGCCAUAUUGCUGACAGACGGCAGGAGUCAGGAUUACGUUUUGGAGCCUUCUAUCGCAGCAGCCAAAGCCGGCAUCAGGAUGUUUGCUGUGGGGAUCGGGGAGGCGCUGAAAGAGGAGCUGGAGGAAAUUGCGGCCGAACCCAAAAAUGCCCACGUCUUCCAUGUGACAGAUUUCGAUGCUAUUGAUAGAAUCAGAGGAAGGCUGAGGAGUAGACUCUGUGAGAAUGUUCUGUGCCGUAAUAUGAAGGUGGAGGCGGACCGCUUCAUGCCCAACUCUACGAUUGCUGGCCAGAAGGAAGUUCCAGGUUUUGAUCUGAUGGAGUACUUCAACGUGAGGGAUGUUUUGGGAGAGAGAGCUGAGCCAGGCCAGAGCUCCUACGUGAGACUGGGAACCAUGCCUAUCGUUCAACAGACAGAAGACGUGUUUCCGCAGGGCCUGCCAGACAAGUAUGCCUUUGUUACCACAUUCAAGUUCAGGAAGACGUCUCGAAGGGAAGACUGGUACUUGUGGCAGAUCUAUGAUAAAUACGGCAUCCCUCAGGUAUCUAUUCGUCUGGACGGUGAGAAUAAAGCCGUGGAGUACAAUGCAGUGGGGCUGACCAAAGAUGCAGUUCGAGCGGUCUUCCGCAACCCUGAGGUGGACAACCUGUUUGACCGAAACUGGCACAAGAUCAGCCUGACCGUGGCCGCCAGGUCUGUGUCUCUUUAUCUGGACUGCAAACACAUCCAGACCCUUCCCAUCGAAGACCGAGAGGACAUCGACAUCCAGGGCAAAACUGUUAUUGGAAAGAGGCUGUACGAUAGUGUCCCCAUUGAUUUUGACCUUCAGCGGAUGGUGAUCUACUGUGACUCCAAGCAGGCCGAGCAGGAGACGUGCUGUGACCUGCCCGGAGGCCCAUGUCCUAAGCAGCUGGUGACUGAGUCUCCCCCCACUGAGCUGGUGACUCCAACUCCCACCAGCGUAGAGCAGCAGGGAGGAGUUGAAGCAGUGAACUGCUCCUGCCCACCAGGGGAAAGGGGUGAGACAGGCUUGCCUGGCGCUCAGGGCCCUAAGGGUGAAAAGGGAGACCCCGGCCUUAAGGGUGCUGCCGGACCGCAAGGACUGAAGGGACAGAAAGGAGAAGCUGGCAAGGCGGUCUCUAUCAAAGGCGAUAGAGGCGAGAAGGGAGACAGAGGAGACAGCGGUCAACCUGGGACCAGAGGUGACAAGGGCGAGAGAGGAUUUGCUGGCUUGCCAGGGCUUGGGGGCAAACAAGGAGACAAAGGCGAACAGGGUCUAACUGGGCCUACUGGACCUGCUGGUGUGCCUGGUCCUCUGGGACCACAGGGAGCCCAAGGUGAAGCAGGACUCCCUGGAGCUCCUGGUCCGAAAGGCGUUUCUGGUGAUCCUGGCAAAAAAGGAGAGAAAGGAGCAGCAGGAGAGCAGGGGCAGCCAGGGUUGGAUGGCGUUCCUGGUAAACCUGGAGUUCCAGGAAAAGAUGGUCUGAGAGGUCUUACUGGUGCACCUGGCCCGAAUGGAGUCAAAGGAGAAAAGGGAGAGAGAGGCCCAGCUGGAAUAGCUGGAGAUGCGGACGUCCCAGGUCCACCCGGCCCUGCUGGAGCAGAUGGGCCUCCUGGGCCUCCUGGUCCACCCGGUCCACCCGGCGAGCCUGGAGAGCCUGGAGAAAACGGCCAAAGGGGAAAGAAAGGAGAAAGUGGACUGCCUGGAGUUGAUGGGCUUCCUGGACCACCUGGUCCUGUGGGCCCUCCAGGACCUCCUGGCAACUCAGGGCAGACUGGACCUCCUGGAUUGCCUGGUGAAAUCGGAUUCUCUGGAAAACCAGGAGAAGCAGGAAAACCGGGUCUUCCAGGAAAGGAUGGUCUGGAUGGUCUCCCUGGAAACGAUGGAGAGAAGGGCCAAAGAGGAGAACCUGGGCUAGAUGGCUUCCCUGGAAAACCUGGUCCAAAGGGUGAUGAGGGACCUCCAGGACCCAGGGGACCACCAGGAGAGAGAGGGGAAGCUGGAUUGCCUGGUCAGCCAGGUGAAAUAGGACAGAGAGGAGGACAGGGAGUGCCGGGAGAACGAGGGAAAGACGGUGUCAUCGGCCCUAAAGGGGAUAAAGGAGACAAGGGUGAAGUAGGACCUAGAGGACUCCCAGGAGCCCCAGGAAAUGUGGCCAAUGUGAUUCCCGAGCCUGGAGAACCGGGUAAGCCUGGAGAGAAAGGAGAAAAGGGAGACCAAGGAAUGCCAGGCAUAGAGGGUCAAAGGGGCCUUCCUGGAGAACAAGGCUUCAGAGGACUACUUGGACCCCCGGGAGUGAAGGGAGACACUGGAGAUAAAGGAGAUACUGGCAGGAAUGGAGACCCUGGUCCUCCAGGGCUGCCCGGCCCCCAGGGGCCUCGGGGUUUACCAGGCAAUGUGGGAAUCCCAGGCAGUAUCGGCCCACCUGGCAUAGCAGGCCUGAAAGGAGAGAAGGGAGACGCCGGAAAGGAUGGUCCUUCAGGUCCCCCCGGUCCAGUCGGAGAGCCUGGUCUGAGAGGUGAAGUAGGUUUACCUGGAAAAGGCAAAGAUGGAGCAAAGGGUGAUGCAGGACUACCAGGAAUGCCCGGACCUCCAGGACUGAAGGGUCCACAAGGUAAUCCAGGAAUGCAGGGGAUGCCAGGAGCCAGAGGUCCUCCAGGAGAAGGACUCACCGGACCAGCUGGACCUCCAGGCCCACCUGGCCCAUUAGGAGCAGUUGGGCUGAGAGGAGCUCCAGGAGUUGCAGGGCCUCAGGGACCAGCUGGACACAACGGUUUGCCGGGAAGGCCCGGAGAGAAAGGUUCCCCAGGAGAGCCGGGUAAGGCUGCAGACCUGUCUCAGCUCGACCUCAAGGGUGUAUGUUCGGACUGCCCCCCUGGACCUGUUGGCCCACCAGGAAUACCCGGACCUCCAGGAGACAAAGGCCCUGUUGGAACUCCAGGAAAGAAUGGACAGGAUGGAUAUCAGGGCUUGCCUGGGCCAACCGGGCCUCCGGGACCACCUGGAGCUGAUGGAGCCAAGGGUGUGAAAGGAGACCGAGGCCCUGCAGGAACUCCUGGAGAUAAAGGUGAAAAGGGACCUCCUGGACCCCCUGGCUAUCCAGGUGCAGCUGGACCAAUGGGUCAACCUGGAAAUGAUGGCAACCCUGGCCCCGCUGGUCCCCCUGGACCUCCAGGUGAAAAGGGUAAAGAAGGAAUGAGAGGCAUCCAGGGCCCUCCGGGUCUGCCAGGCUUGAUGGGGAUGAUGGGUAAGCCUGGGAAAGAUGGGCGACCAGGAGAGCCAGGAGAGCCAGGUAAACAGGGAGAAGCCGGACCGCCAGGCAGAGAUGGGCUGAGGGGGCUUCCUGGUUUUAAAGGCCACCGAGGAGAGCCUGGACCACCAGGGUCAAAGGGCGAGGAAGGGAAACAAGGCCCCCCUGGACGAGAGGGUCAACCUGGAAAAGAUGGCAACACUGGACCUCCUGGGCUUGAAGGUGUCAGAGGACCAAGAGGAGAAUCGGGUAAACCUGGAGAGCCUGGACCGUCCGGAAAGCCAGGGGCGCCGGGGAAUCCGGGUCUUCCCGGAACCAAAGGAGAGGUGGGAACCCCAGGAUUACCCGGUUUUGCAGGUCCAAAAGGACCCUCGGGCGCUCCUGGUCCUGUCGGGCUUGAGGGCAAACAAGGAAUGCCGGGAAGACCUGGAGACAGGGGAUCCAAGGGAGACAAGGGUGAACAUGGUAUAAAGGGAGACAAAGGCCCAACUGGAGAUACAGGAAUGCCUGGGAACCCAGGACCUCCAGGCAGGAAGGGCCACACGGGUAUGAUGGGCAUGUCUGGACCCCCAGGAGAGGUUGGUCCACCUGGGUCACCAGGAACACCAGGUCAGCCUGGUCUUCCAGGACAAAGGGGAGAAACACCAUCGCUGGAGUCGAUGCGGAGGUUAAUUCAAGAGGAGCUCGCCAAGGAACUGGAAGCCAAAUUGGCCUACAUCAUGGCCCAGUUUCAGCCCACACACAUUAAGAGCACGGCUGGGCGUCCUGGGCCACCAGGGCCACCAGGUAAAGAUGGACCACCUGGAAGACAAGGACCACCUGGAGAGCCUGGUAUGCCUGGCCAAAACGGAGCAGAAGGUGUCAGAGGUCCAAUGGGUCCAAAAGGUGAAAGAGGUACCAAAGGAGAAAAAGGAGAAGAUGGCGUCGGACAGCGAGGAGAGCCUGGCCCAUCUGGCCCUGCAGGUCCAGCGGGAAUGCCCGGAUACGGUAAAGACGGUCUUCCAGGAGCAUCAGGAGCUCAGGGAGAGCCUGGAAAUCCAGGACCUCAUGGUCAGCCUGGCCCACCGGGACCCCCUGGACAGUGUGACCCCUCUCAGUGUGCCUACUAUGCCAGCCUGGCGUCACGACCUCACACUAAAAACGUCAAGGGCACCUAAGCCCCCCCCGCCACUCACCUGGACCUAUUUAUGAACUUGGAGAUUCAGUGAAGCCAGAGCUUUUCCUGUCAGUGUCCGGGGAACUUCGGUUUGGGAACGCUGAGACGUGCGUAUGAGUGUGUGUUCAUGUGUGUGUGUAUGCGUGUGUGUGGGUGUGUGUGUCCUGCCCCUCAGAUAUCAUAGGGAAUUGUGGGUAAUUUGUCUGGUGGGCAGGAAUGGGGGGUUUGUACUAUAAUUUGAGGAAGACUAGGUAUUUAAACGUAGCUCAGUUUCUUCCGUCAGGGAUUUUCGCUCUCUGUUGACCAAGAUGUACUGUCCAGGCUUUUUAGGUAACCUAUGAACAUAUAUCCCAGAAAGCCCCUUACUGCCCUCACCUGAGGUGCCAUGGUGAUAUUACUGUACUCCCCCUGAGCCAGUGAGUAAAAUGAUUGUGAUAAAUUAGGCUGAUUUGAUGUUAAGGGGGUCUUUUGAAGUUGGGGUGGGGGUAGUUAUCUAGUUUUAUCCUCUGGAGUUUGUUGAUGUGGAGGAUGGUGAAAAGUGGUGAAACAUGAUUUUUUGACACGUCAAUAUCAAGUUUCAAGACGCAAUCAUUAGUGGUCUGAUCCGAGAUGAUGACGUGCACCAUUAUGCCCACCGUUUUCAUUAUAUUCUGUUAAGUUAUGGAGCUUUUAGCCAGUUUGCAAAUAUAUUUUUAGUUUUCAACUUAAUUAAAUCCAAUAUUAAAUAACAACCCAACUCUUAAGAACGUUAUUUUUGGCACUCGUUAUGUACUUAGUUCUUCGCCCCAAGAUAUACACGAAAUUCAACAGCAUGACUAAUUGGUUGCCUUUUUUCUUUUAUUGGAAUUAGGCUGAGAAGCAAGAAUGCAUUACACAGAAUGUUUUCUUUUCCAUGAGCCACAGCUAUGGAGGGUAAUGUCCUUCCCUAAUCUACCAGUUGUACUGUUAAUCAGUUAUGUUGACUCAUAAAGUUUCUGUAUCUUUAUAUUCUUGUUGUUCUUUUCCGUCCGGUGGUCUUUGUGACCUGUGCUGUCCUACCGAGGCAAUAAAAACAAGGUUGUUAACUCUGAUGGAAAAUCACUGUACACCUGAUGUGUGGUUUAAUAAUACACUUCCACACCAAAAGUCUGAAAGCGUUGCCUCUUGUGAGCCAAUUAAAGGCACCUGAAUGAAGAGACAGAGUCGGUUUCUGAUUGCAUGAAAUGACCACAGCCCUCAGCAAGGGAUUUCAUUCCAGUGUGAUGUAAAUAAUGACCAACUGCAGCAGUAACAACAAAAACAAGCAUAAUUUGUGCAGUAUGACCAGUUUUGUCUGUUUUUUUGGUGGUUUUGGUCAGUGAGAAAGAUUGUCUGGAGAGGCAGGGCGUCAGACUUGUUAUCGGUCACUGUAUAGAUUACAGUCUAGUGCUCACAAGACUUUUGCGAUCGUUUUGUUCCAUUUGAGAGUU